AUUUCACUACUACAUUUAAUGAAGGUAUCUGGGAGCAUUUUGUAUUACACUUACUAUUUGAUAUUUUGAUAUUAAGUCUAGAUAAAUAUGUGUUACACUGGGGAAAAAGUGCAUCAAGCGUAUCAAAAUAUCAGAAGACUGAAAAUAUAAAAUUUGAGAAGGAAAUCUGUGAACAGUUAGAUCGAAUAAUGGCACCAUUUCUUACGUCUUCACAAGCAAAAAAGGCAGAUAUUUGGAUUGAAAUGAUGAUUGCAAAAAAUCUCCAUAAAAUUGUAUUUGCUGAAACAUCAGGGUCACCUUUUCAGGCUACUUGCACUACUAAAAAAGUGUAUAAUGAUAAAUAUAAAUUAAUACACUUUGGACAUAAUUCAAAAAAUAAAAUGCUUGAUGAACUUAUUGAGAAGAAAUGCAUAUAUUUGUCUGAUGGAAGAAACUCUGUAAUGACAUCUGUAAAACUGAAUUGUUGUUGUUCCAAUCUUAUG
This is a messenger RNA of Racocetra persica, 482 nucleotides long. NCBI's taxonomy places the organism in Eukaryota, Fungi, Glomeromycota, Glomeromycetes, Diversisporales, Gigasporaceae. The record is from the annotation of a GenBank genome assembly.